CAGCAGCAGCUGAUAGAGCCUGAUGAUAUUUCAGAUCAUAUUUCCAUUCUCUCUUCAAUUUCAGUAUCACGGCAUCAUGCAAAUGCAAGUAGAAGACGACACCUCCCCAUCCAGGAAGGGCAGAAAGGCGAACAUCCAGGUGGUCAGCAGGGGGACAAAGCAGCAGCCAUCAGCGGUGCUUAAUAAGUCAAAGUCACAUCCUCAAAGAAAGAUCUCAAAAGCUCAGAGAACAGGACUGGCUAAAGGUCAUACCCCAGCUAAUAGCCUCGUCCCCAAACCCUGUGCACCAGAACUGAUGGGACUCCUGCAUUUCAACCAAACCACCAAUCAGCUCUUUCACUGCAAUGGCGUCUCCUGGAAACCUUGGGCACCAACUGAUCAGAUGGUCAGUGCUCAGACGUGUCCUCAGGGCUGGACUUUUCAUGGCGGCCAUUGCUACAUCCUCAGUACUGAGCACAAGGCCACAUGGAGCACAGCUAACAGGGCCUGCAGAGAAAGAUAUAAAGCAUCUCUCGCUAGUGUUUUCUCUAAAGGGGACAUGGACUGGCUGUGGGACUUCAGUGGAAGAAAACCAUUCUGGAUAGGCCUGAAUGACAGGGAGGGCCGAGGACGCUGGGAGUGGGCCGGCGGCGAGCCGGUCAGCUACACCAACUGGAGGAAGACGCCUCCUCGGUCCAAAAUGAAGGGAAGCAGAAAGUGUGUCCUGGUGUGGAAAAGAGCAAAGUGGCAAAUCAGGGACUGCAAGACGAGUAGAGGUCAUCGCUUUGUGUGUUCAGUAAAAACUUGAAUCCCACAGCGUAUCACAGCGUCUCACUGUGUUGUCUCAGAAGAGCUGCGGGAGGAAGGACUGAUCCUCAGGACAUUUUUUUUACUGCAAUAACAUUCCAGUGAUGAUCAGUGAGAACUUUCCUGGAACUGUUUCUGUGAUUCAUAAUUCAAUUUGUGAGAAUUACGAUGUUGCGCAACCUGUUACACAGAGUACCUAAGUGACCUAGUUUACGCUGCAUUUAUUCUAUUUAACCAAUAUUGUUACAUAUGUAAAGCUCACCACAAUUGUUUUUAAGUAUUUAGUGCCUUUUACUUUUUUAUUUCAGACAGAAUAACAGAUAUUGUUUCCAAAGAUGUGAGACUUGUUAUUUUAAUUUAUGUUGUGCUAAUAUUGUACAUAUUCUUAAAUAAAUUUGUGUUUCAUCAGUUGUAACAUGGGAUUGGUUUCCUGCAGAUGAAAAUAUAACAAAAAUCUCUAUGUGUGUUGGAAAUUUGGAGGCAAAAGGGAAGAUUCAUAAUGUACAGUCAGGGGCGAUGCAGUCGGCAAAUUUUUAUUUCCACUUUGUUUUCAAUUUUCCCCACAAAUCCUUGCUUCACCAUGCUUCUGCAAAGGAGUAAAAUCAGGCCUUGUCUCUUCAUUUCCUCUGAGAUGUCUUCAAACUUGAUUAAUUUCACUCAUAAACACGUAAACAUCAGAAUAAAGUGGAAAUCAUGAAAUAAAAGGA
Messenger RNA from Stegastes partitus (bicolor damselfish), 1493 nucleotides. Its product is annotated as FRAS1-related extracellular matrix protein 1-like. The transcript has 5 exons. Bases 23 to 787 code for a protein of 254 amino acids. Gene Ontology annotation, biological process: anatomical structure morphogenesis. NCBI's taxonomy places the organism in Eukaryota, Metazoa, Chordata, Actinopteri, Pomacentridae. The record is from RefSeq and is a predicted model, not a curated record.